GAGAUUUUCUACGGGAAGAUGGCCGUUGUACACUGUCCUUUUCGGAAGUACCUAAUUCUAUAGUGUAGUAGUUCAUCAAAUUACAUCAGUGCUAUGUGUUAAAUUAGUGUUAUGCUUGAUAACAUUUAAUUGUUUAACUAUAGUUGUUGUAUCUGACUGAAUAAUUAAUUGACGUGACGACCCGGAAAAGUAAGCCCAUUCUGAUCGCUAUCUUCACUUCGAGAAUAUUUCUGACUACAUAGCUAAGCCCAAUUAACAACGAGGAUGCCAGCGAUAGAAGAUUCUUACGGCACUGGCGAUGUUGUGGACACCAUUUGCAGGCUAAAUCCAGAUCUGUUAGCCGAAUCAUGUCAACACAUUUUGAGUUAUCUCCGGGGACAGACCAGAGGAGUGGAUUCAGCAGAGGUUUUUGACAUAUUUCAGAAAGCUGGAGUCACACUUGAAUGCGAAUCUUUACAGAGCAUCAUCAGAUUCCUCUUAUUAACGUUCAGGUCUGCUGGGAAGAGCAAACUCUCUGCAGAUGACCUUAUGUCAAGGCUGGAAGAAAGCAGCAACAAGUGGUCCAAAGCAUCGCUGCAGGUGCUUCACAGCUUAUGGAGUGAGCAUGGAGAAUCGGUGCAAGUCCAGCAGUCCGUGCAGGACAUGCUCAGCGUCGGUCAGCUAGUAGACAUGCAGUGGAAGCUGGGCCUGGCAGUGAGCUCUGACACCUGCCGCUCUCUCAACUCGCCCUUUGUGACCAUCCUGCUGAAGAUCGCAGAGCCUUCGGGACAGAUCAGUCAAAAGGCUUUUGAGAUGACCGUACCGCAGUUUCAGAACUUUCACAAGCAGAUGAAGGAGGUUGUGGCUGCUAUGGAUACUGUCUGAUGCUUCAUGAAGCUCCUAUUUUUGUGCUUUUAUGAUUCAUGGAAUGAAGAUCACAGGAAAUUCCAUAA
This is a messenger RNA of Doryrhamphus excisus (bluestripe pipefish), 932 nucleotides long. It is a transcript of the gene commd6, whose product is annotated as COMM domain containing 6. Gene Ontology annotation, molecular function: NF-kappaB binding. The record is from RefSeq and is a predicted model, not a curated record. NCBI's taxonomy places the organism in Eukaryota, Metazoa, Chordata, Actinopteri, Syngnathiformes, Syngnathidae.